GGGGCGCUGGCGGCGGGGGCGGGGCCAGGGCGGGACCAGACCUGCACCGGGGCAGGCAAGAUGGCGGCCAUGGAGGCCGAGACGGCACAGCUCACCCUAGAAUCGCUGCCCACCGAUCCUUUGCUCCUCAUCUUGUCCUUCCUGGACUACCGGGACCUAAUCAACUGUUGCUAUGUCAGUCGAAGACUAAGCCAGCUCUCAAGUCAUGAUCCCCUGUGGAGAAGACACUGCAAAAAAUACUGGCUGAUAUCUGAGGAAGAGAAAGCACAGAAGCACCAGUGCUGGAAAUCUCUCUUCAUCGACACUUACUCUGACGUGGGGAGAUACAUCGACCACUACGCUGCUAUUAAAAAGGCCUGGGAUGAUCUCAAGAAGUACCUGGAGCCCAGGUGUCCCCGGAUGGUUUUGUCUCUGAAAGAGGGCGCUCGAGAAGAAGAUCUGGAUGCGGUGGAAGCUCAGAUUGGCUGCAAGCUUCCCAAUGACUACCGGUGUUCCUAUCGGAUCCACAACGGGCAGAAGUUAGUGGUGCCUGGGUUGUUGGGAAGUAUGGCACUGUCCAAUCACUAUCGCUCUGAAGAUCUGCUAGACGUCGACACAGCUGCUGGGGGCUUCCAGCAGAGACAGGGCCUUAAGUACUGCCUGCCUUUAACUUUCUGCAUACACACUGGUUUGAGCCAGUACAUAGCAGUUGAAGCUGCAGAGGGCCGGAACAAGAAUGAAGUUUUCUAUCAGUGCCCAGACCAAAUGGCUCGGAAUCCAGCCGCUAUUGACAUGUUUAUCAUAGGUGCUACUUUCACAGACUGGUUUACUUCUUAUGUCAACAAUGUUGUAUCAGGUGGCUUCCCCAUCAUCAGAGACCAAAUUUUCAGAUAUAUUCACGAUCCAGAAUGUGUAGCAACAACUGGGGAUAUCACAGUCUCGGUGUCUACGUCCUUCCUGCCAGAACUUAGCUCUGUGCAUCCACCUCACUAUUUCUUCACGUACCGAAUCAGAAUUGAAAUGUCGAAGGACGCACUGCCGGAGAAAGCUUGUCAGCUGGACAGUCGUUACUGGAGAAUAACAAAUGCCAAAGGGGACGUGGAAGAAGUUCAGGGACCUGGAGUUGUUGGUGAAUUUCCGAUCAUCAGCCCAGGUCGGGUAUAUGAAUACACAAGCUGCACCACGUUCUCGACAACGUCGGGAUACAUGGAGGGAUAUUACACCUUCCAUUUUCUUUAUUUUAAAGACAAGAUCUUUAAUGUUGCCAUCCCCCGAUUCCAUAUGGCAUGUCCGACAUUCAGGGUUUCCGUAGCUCGCCUGAUGCCAACAGUAACCCCUGUCUUAGGGGAUGUAAAAUGACUAAGUGAAAUUAUGAAGCUCCAGUUUCACGUUUUGGUAAUUUGUGCCUUUCAAGGAAUUUGUCCAUUUCAUCUAAAUGUUGAAUUUAUUGGCGUAAAGUUAUUCACAGUGUUCCCUUGAUAUCCUUUGAAUGACUACAAGAGCUGUAGUCCUAUGUCCUUUUUUGUUCUGAAUAUUGGUAAUUUACAUCUUCUCUUUGGUUCAUCACUUUUAUUGAUUAUCACUAAUUGAUCAUUUAAAGAGAAAAAGGUUGUACUAUUUCAUUGAUUUCUGCAAUUUUGUUUCUCCUACUUGAGAUUUAAUUUGCUUUUCUUCUAGUUUUUUAAGGUGCAAAUUUAGAUUGUUGAUUUUAGAGCUUUCUUCUCAGCACUGUUUCAGCAUAUUUCAUAAAUUGCGAUGUUUUCAUUAACACUUAUUCCAAAAUAGUCCCAUAUUUCCUUUGUCAAUUAAUUUUGAACUGUGGCUUUUCUAGAAAUGUGUUAAUUUCCAAACAGUUGGAGAUUACUCAGUUGUAUUUUGAUUACUAACUCCUAAUUUUAUUGUUGGAGAGCUUGCUCUGUACUUGUAAAAUGUAUUAUGGCCCAACAUUAUGGUCUGUCUUGGUGAAUGAUGCUUGCGUAUUUGCAAAGAAUGUAUAUUCUGUCAUCUGGGGGGAUGUUAUUCUAUCAGUGACAUCUCGGUUGAUUGACUCAGUGUAUUCCAAGUCUUUAUGUAUUUAUUGAGUUUUGAAGAAAUUUCCCACUAAAAUUAUGGUUUGUGUAUUUCUUUGUUUAGUUUUGCUAGAUGUGCCUCAUGUAUUUUGAAAUGUAUACUUGUAUGCGAAUAUGCUUAGAAAUGUUAUGUCUUUUUGGUGAAGUGAUUUUUUUAUCAUUAUGAAAACACCCUCUUUAGCUUUGAUACCAUCCGAUGUCCUAAAAUUUAAAGACUAUUGAGGUUUGCUUGGCAGGCAGUUGAGCUAUUGUUUGGCCGCCUUGAUCCUUUUGAGAUGUGUUUUAAUAUUUGGUAAGGUGGUUCUCAAGUAGCAUAUACUUCAUGGUAGUGGGUCUCAACCGUCCCUGGAACUCUUAAUACUGACUGAGGACACCAAAGAACUCCUGCUUUGGUGGCUUAGAUGGAUAUUCACCAUAUUAGAGACUCAAACCGAAAUUUUUCCAUAUUUACUUAUUAUAAGUUCCUUUUCAAAUUAUAAUAAUAAACUGACUUCAAGUUCA
Molecule: messenger RNA, 2549 nt
Organism: Ochotona princeps (American pika)
Lineage: Eukaryota; Metazoa; Chordata; Mammalia; Lagomorpha; Ochotonidae
Gene: FBXO3
Product: F-box protein 3
Exons: 12
Coding region: 61-1338 (425 amino acids)
Molecular function (GO): protein binding
Source: RefSeq, a predicted model, not a curated record